GGGGAGCGCUCAGUCGACCGAGGGAUCUGCGCGCGGCACGCGGCUGGCCAGCCUGACUGAGGCGCGGGGGCUCCGGCGGACAGACAGAUUGACUGAUUGACAGAGUGAGCAGAGAGGCGCCCAGCGGCCGCGAGCUGCGCGCAGGUCGCAGUCAGGCGUGCACCCAGAGGCCGGCAGCAGACCCUGCCCGGCCGGAUCUCCCGAGCUUCGCCGGCCCCGGCUCCGGUGCCAGCGCCCGGUGGCCGCCGCCUCCAAAGUGAUUGCUGCCUCUCCGCCUCCGCCGGGUCCGGGACCAUGAAGCUGCCGCCGUCGGUGGUGCUGAAGCUCAUUCUGGCUGCAGUGCUCUCGGCGUUGGUGACCGGCGACAGCCUGGAGCGGCUUCGGAGAGGGCUUGCGGCUGGAACCAGCAAUCUGGACUCUCCCACUGAAUCUACGGACCAGCUGUUGCCCCCGGGAGGUGGCCGAGGCCGGGAAGCCCUGGACUUGGAAGAGGGAAACAUGGACCUUUUCAGAGCUGCUUUCUCCUCUAAGCCGCAAGCUCUGGCCACACCGGGCAAGGAGGAGCGUGGGAAAAGAAAGAAGAAAGGCAAGGGGUUAGGGAAGAAGAGAGACCCGUGUCUUCGGAAAUACAAGGAUUACUGCAUCCACGGAGACUGCAAAUAUUUGAAGGAGUUCCGGGCUCCAUCCUGCAUCUGCCACCCAGGUUACCAUGGAGAAAGGUGCCAUGGACUGAGCCUCCCAGUGAAAAAUCGUUUAUAUACCUAUGAUCACACAACCAUCCUGGCUGUGGUGGCCGUGGUGCUGUCAUCUGUCUGUCUGCUCGUCAUUGUGGGGCUUCUCAUGUUUAGGUACCACAGGAGAGGAGGUUAUGAUGUGGAAAAUGAAGAGAAAAUGAAAUUGGGCAUGACUACUUCCCACUGAGAGAGACCUGUGUUCAAGGAAUCAACUGGGGACUGCUACCUCUGAGAAGAUACAAGUUUUGAUCGAUCGCAGACUCUGCAGAGGAAAAGGACUUCACAACUAGCCAUGAAGAUUCCUUCAUCCCCAGUUGCCAUCUAGAUUGGACCUCCCAUAAUUGCUUUGCCAAAAUACCAGAGCCUUCAAGUGCCAAACAGAGUAUGUCCAGUGGGAUCUGGGUCAGAAGAAAGCAAAACUGAGGGACUCUUUAUGCCCUUUGGAUUCCCCUCCACCAAGUCCCACUUACCCCCAUAAGUUUGUUUAAACACUUAUCUUCUGGAUUAAAACGCCAGUUAAAUUCCAUAUGCUCCAGGAUCUUUGAAAAAAAAGAAAAAAAGAAGAGGAAGAAAGAAAGAUUUGUGGGUUGGAAGAAAGUAACAAAGAUUGAGAAGCCGUGUACUCAAGUAGCCACCAAGGGAUCUGCCAAUUGGACCCUCCAGCGCUGGAUUUGAUGAGUUAACUGUGAAAUACCAUAAACCUGAGAACUCUGAAUUUUGGGACUUAUACCCAGAUGGAAAAAUAACACCUAUUUUUGUUUGUUGUUUGUUUGUUUGUAAAAUGCCUCUUAAAUUAUAUAUUUAUUUUAUUCUAUGUAUGUUAAUUUAUUUAGUUUUUAACAAUCUAACAAUAAUAUUUCAAGUGCCUAGACUGUUACUUUGGCAAUUUCCUGGCCCUCCACCCCACAUCCCCCACCAUCUGGCUCAGCAUCACUCUCCUCUGCCACAAAUCUGAGGUGGCUCUGUGACCCAUCUGUAGUCAUCUAUUUUUCUGUCCACAUCUCUGAAGAUCCUCCAUGAUCAGAGUGCCACAGGGAGUGUUCUGUAUGGUCAGGAUAUAGGAAUUAACUUUGUCAGAUCCACUCUGUGAGUUGGAUUGCAGUCUUGCCUAGGCGAUUGUGUCUACCGUUUAUGUUUUGAAAGCCCAAGGUGCUGAUGUCAAGAUGUAACAGAUAUCAGUGUUUCCCUGUGUCCUCUCCCUGCCCAAUCUCAGAAGAGGUGGGGCUUCCAUGCCUGCAGCUUUCCUGGCCCCUUACCCCUCCAUUGUCCCAGGCCCACAGAGUGGGAACUCACCUUCCCAUGUGUCAAGACAUUUCUCUUACUCCUGCCAUUCUUCUGGUGCUACUCCAUGCAGGGGUCAGUGCAGCAGAGGAUACUCUAGAGAAGAUACUAGCAAAGAAAAAGGCUGAGGAGGAACAGGAAACUUUGGAGCCGACUGUUCUCAGUAAUUGAUAACCUACCAGUUGCUACAGAAAAGGUUGGAGGUGAGGCAGGCUUUUGUGUAAACCCGCCCACCUCACCAAAACUAGCAAGGUAUGCUGUCAUGGUCCCUUCUGGAAGUUUCUGGUGCCAUUACUGAACUGUUACAACCUGUAUUGCCAAACCUGGUUCAUAUUUAUACUUUGCAAUUCAAAUAAAGAUAACCCUUACUCCGUA
Camelus dromedarius (Arabian camel) is the source of this 2390-nucleotide messenger RNA. It is a transcript of the gene HBEGF, whose product is annotated as heparin binding EGF like growth factor. Gene Ontology annotation, biological process: positive regulation of cell population proliferation; epidermal growth factor receptor signaling pathway. The record is from RefSeq and is a predicted model, not a curated record. The transcript is spliced from 6 exons. Gene Ontology annotation, cellular component: plasma membrane. Bases 295 to 921 code for a protein of 208 amino acids. Gene Ontology annotation, molecular function: epidermal growth factor receptor binding; growth factor activity; heparin binding. Lineage: Eukaryota; Metazoa; Chordata; Mammalia; Artiodactyla; Camelidae.